AUGGAUUAUUCAACUGUAUUUAAGAAUUUGGCAAAGGAAGCUGGUGUUUCUAUACCCUCUUCUGCCUUUUCUAAACCGAUUCUCAGUCGUCAAAGCGCUACUUCUACAACUAUAAAAGUUGCACUCAAAUUUUUGGAUAAUUCUGAAAAUUUAGCUAAAGAUUUUCUGGAUGAGCUUAGAGCCUAUCACCGUUGUAGUCUUGGCUCUGGAAUAGUCGAUUGUUACGGUGUUAGUAAAGAUCCAAAUGCAGGCAGUUAUGUGAUGGUGAUGCGAUACGCUGAACAAGGGAAUUUACGACAUUACCUUUCCAACUAUUUUACUGACUUGUCAUGGGACGAAAAAAUUGUAUUAUUUGAUCGUAUCGGAAAAGCACUGAAAGGAAUCCAUGAUUCUGGGUUGGUUCAUCGUGAUUUCCAUAGUGGUAACAUUUUGAGACAUGAAAAGUUAGUCUACAUCACUGAUCUAGGGAUGUGCCGUCCAGUAAAUGAAUCUAAAGAUUCAAAAUCUUAUGGUGUGCUUCCGUACGUGGCACCGGAAGUGUUGAGGGGUGAUCCAUACACUGAAGCUGCUGAUAUAUAUAGUCUCGGAAUGAUUAUGUGGGAAAUGUCUUCUAACGAGCCUCCAUUCUCCGAUAGAGCUCAUGAUUAUAAAUUGGCUCGCGAAAUUUGUUUAGGUUUAAGGCCUCCCAUUAUUUCCGGUACCCCAAAAGGUUAUGUGGCCGCCAUGCUUCGUUGUUGGGAUUGUGACCCGUCUAAACGUCCAACCAUUGAUGAAUUACUAAAUGUGUCAUACAAAUGGCGCUAUCUGUCAGAUGGAAAGGCACCAUUCCAAGGUCCUAAGACAAAGAAAGUAAAGACUGGUACCGUCAAGUCCGUGCUUACCAAUUCUAAUACUGUGCACCCUCAAGCUUUCUAUACUAGUAGAUUACUGCAUUAUCCUAAUCUACCAGAACCCAAAAACUCCGAUCAUUACACACUUUUCGAUUCAACAACUGGUGAAAUACACACGAUAGUUAGAAAACAACAUUCCAAAAAAGACUCUGAUAGGUCUUCGUUCGUACCAGAUGAACUUUCAUCGUUUGCAUCUUCUGAUAAGGGCAAGGAAAAGGCCAAUGAAGAGUAUCGUCCUCGUUCCAAUAGAAGGGAGUCCAUAACUAGAAGUAUGACAACGAGUAAAAUAGAUAAGAGUACUAUUGAGAGAAUAAGAUCCGAGCUAUCCCAUUAUCGAUGGAAUUCUACGAUUAAUGAUAUUCCUAGACAAGUGGAACUUUUAACUAUCGAUGUUGCUACUCCAAACGUUAAAUACACUGAUACGCAUAUUAUUUCUGAUUAUGUGUAUCAUAAUGCAAUCGUGUCUAAAAAUAGUGAGGACACCUUCGAGGUUUUGCCCACUGAAACCAAAUACCAGUUUAAGACUGAAUUGAAAGUCCCAAAAGUUGGAUUGAUGAUGGUUGGCUGGGGUGGUAAUAAUGGUUCUACCUUGACUGCAAGUAUUGUUGCUAAUCGUAAUAACAUCUCUUGGCGUACCAAGGAAGGGAUUAAAUCUCCAAAUUAUUUUGGAUCUGUUGUUCAAGCCUCAACACUUAAACUCGGUGUUGAUGCUAAAGGAAAUGAUGUUUAUAUUCCAUUUAACCAAAUUUUGCCCAUGGUUCAUCCCAAUGAUCUGGUCCUUGGUGGUUGGGAUAUUAGCUCUUUUAACCUUGCUCAAGCUAUGGAACGUGCUCAAGUUCUUGACUAUGAUCUCCAACGUCAAGUUUCUCCAAUGCUUCAAGAAUUUACUCCUCUUCCUUCCAUUUAUUACCCUGAUUUUAUAGCUGCUAAUCAAUGUGAUAGAGCUGAUAAUCUUAUUCCUGGUGAUAAUAAAAAAGAUCACUUGGAACACAUUCGUAAUGAUAUUCGCCAGUUUAAAGCUGCUAAUCAGCUUGAUAAAGUGAUUGUUGUUUGGACUGCUAACACUGAACGAUAUUCCGAAAUUAUUCCAGGUGUCAAUGAUACCGCUGAUAAUAUCCUCAAAGCUGUUGAACAAAAUCAUCCUGAGAUUGCUCCUUCCACUAUUUUUGCCUUAGCUUGUAUUCUUGAAAAAACUCCAUUCAUUAAUGGUUCGCCCCAAAAUACUUUUGUUCCUGGCUGUAUCGAACUUGCUGAACGUGAACACGUUUACAUUGGUGGUGAUGAUUUUAAGUCUGGUCAGACGAAAGUUAAAUCUGUUUUGGUGGACUUUUUGGUUAACGCUGGUAUUAAACCAAUUAGUAUCACCUCUUAUAACCAUCUUGGUAACAACGAUGGUAAGAAUUUAUCUGCUCCGCAACAAUUCCGUUCUAAAGAAAUCUCUAAAAGUAGUGUGGUUGAUGAUAUGGUUGCGGCAAAUCAAAUUCUUUAUAAACCGGGCGAACAUCCCGAUCAUGUUAUCGUCAUUAAAUAUGUACCUGCAGUAGGGGAUUCCAAGCGUGCCUUAGAUGAAUAUGUUUCGGAAAUAUUCAUGGGUGGUAAAAAUACUAUUUCGUUGUAUAAUACAUGUGAGGAUUCUCUCUUGGCCUCACCCCUUAUCUUAGAUUUGGCUAUCAUUACUGAAUUAAUGACUCGUAUUGAGUAUCGUGCUGAUGGAAUGGCAGAAUUCGUACCUUUUGAUUCUGUUUUGUCUAUUUUAAGUUUCAUGUUGAAGGCUCCAUUGGUUCCACCUGGCACUCCUGUUGUUAAUGCGUUAAGUAAGCAACGUAUGGCGAUGGAAAACUUUUUCCGUGCUUGUGUUGGAUUGGCUCCUCAAAAUGAAAUGCUUUUAGAACAUAAAGCACCAGCCUGCAAAAAGUUUUAA
This is a messenger RNA of Cetraspora pellucida, 2811 nucleotides long. NCBI's taxonomy places the organism in Eukaryota, Fungi, Glomeromycota, Glomeromycetes, Diversisporales, Gigasporaceae. The record is from the annotation of a GenBank genome assembly.